Chenopodium quinoa (quinoa) is the source of this 2318-nucleotide messenger RNA. Its product is annotated as pyrophosphate--fructose 6-phosphate 1-phosphotransferase subunit beta-like. Gene Ontology annotation, cellular component: cytosol. Gene Ontology annotation, biological process: glycolytic process; fructose 6-phosphate metabolic process; photosynthesis. The transcript is spliced from 16 exons. Gene Ontology annotation, molecular function: ATP binding; 6-phosphofructokinase activity; diphosphate-fructose-6-phosphate 1-phosphotransferase activity. Lineage: Eukaryota; Viridiplantae; Streptophyta; Magnoliopsida; Caryophyllales; Amaranthaceae. The record is from RefSeq and is a predicted model, not a curated record. The coding region runs from base 206 to 1906 and encodes 566 amino acids.
AAACAAUUCCACCAACAACGACCGUCUUUCACUCACUUGCAUAGUUGCGGGCGGAAACCUCGAAGCCGCAAAUCUACCCUCUUCACCAACUCUUUUUCCCUCUUUAUUUAUAUUAGGAGAGAGAAAAUUGCUUAUUUCUUGUUAAUCAAGUGAACUCAAAAUACUCAAUUCAAUUCUCAGAAAUCAAUCCAAUCAAACCCUAACAAUGGCGGCAGUAGCAGUUGCUAACGGCGAUUUCUCCACCGGAAAAUCUACUCCGGUUGCCGGAAGAUUCUCGGCGGUUUACAGUGAACUUCAGAGGAGUCGCAUCGAUCACUCUCUUCCUCUUCCUAGUGUUCUCACCGGAAAUUUCACCGUCGUUAAUGGUCCCAAUAGUUCUGCUGCCGGAAAUCCUGAUGAGAUCGCGAAGCUUUUUCCUAGCUUGUUUGGACAACCAUCAUCGGUAAUGGUACCGAGUGACACUGAGGGACUGGCAUCAGACCAGAAGCUCAAAAUUGGUGUUGUAUUGUCUGGAGGACAAGCACCAGGAGGUCACAAUGUCAUUUGUGGGAUUUUUGAUUAUUUGCAAGCUCGUGCUAAGGGCAGUGUAAUGUAUGGAUUCAGGGGUGGUCCUGCUGGGAUCAUGAAGGGCAAAUAUGUAGAGUUGACCUGGGACUUUGUCCAUCCUUACAGAAAUCAGGGUGGGUUUGACAUGAUUUGUAGUGGUAGAGACAAGAUUGAAACUCCAGAACAGUUCAAACAAGCAGAAGAGACAGCCCUGAAACUAGAUUUGGAUGGGCUUGUUGUUAUUGGUGGAGAUGACUCAAAUACCAAUGCUUGCCUUCUUGCUGAGAACUUCAGGAGUAAAAAUUUGAAGACUCGUGUCAUUGGCUGCCCAAAGACCAUUGAUGGUGAUUUGAAAUCCAAAGAAGUCCCAAUAAGCUUUGGGUUUGAUACUGCUUGCAAGAUUUAUGCUGAAAUGAUUGGAAAUGUUAUGAUUGAUGCUCGUUCAACUGGAAAGUACUAUCACUUUGUGCGGCUGAUGGGUCGUGCAGCUUCACACAUCACCUUGGAGUGUGCUCUGCAGACUCACCCAAACAUUUCUCUUAUUGGAGAAGAGGUUUAUGCCAAGAAACAGACCUUGAAAAAUGUGACAGAUUACAUGGUAGACAUAAUCUGCAAACGGGCUGAACGUGGCUACAAUUACGGUGUCAUAUUGAUACCAGAAGGCUUGAUUGAUUUUAUCCCUGAGGUUCAAAAGCUUAUUGGUGAGCUAAAUGAGAUAUUGGCCCAUGAAGCUGUCGAUGAAGCUGGUCUAUGGAAGAAGAAAUUGACAUCUCAGUCUUUGGAACUUUUUGAAUUUCUACCACAAGCCAUUCAGGAGCAACUAAUGCUUGAGCGAGAUCCUCAUGGAAAUGUCCAGGUUGCCAAAAUAGAAACAGAAAAGAUGCUUAUCCAGAUGGUUGAGACUGAGCUGGAGAAGAGGAGGGAACAAGGUGUAUACAAGGGGGAUUUCAAAGGGCAAUCUCACUUUUUCGGAUAUGAGGGAAGAUGUGGUUUGCCCACCAAUUUUGAUUCUUCAUAUUGUUAUGCUUUGGGAUAUGCUGCUGGAGCUCUACUUCAUGCUGGAAGGACUGGAUUGAUAUCAUCAGUGGGAAACCUUGAUGCACCUGUUGAGGAGUGGACAGUUGGUGGAACAGCAUUGACUUCUUUAAUGGAUGUGGAGAGGAGACAUGGUAAGUUCAAGCCUGUAAUCAAGAAGGCUAUGGUUGAACUCGAAGGUGCACCAUUUAAGAAGUUUGUAUCUAUGCGAGAUGACUGGGCCAUCAACAAUCGGUACAUUAGUCCGGGUCCUAUUCAAUUCGUUGGUCCUACAUCAAAUGCCGUCUGUCAUACCCUGCUUCUGGAGCUCGGAGCUCAAGUCUAGGUUCUUUUCUUCCCUGAUGUUAGGCUUCUAGGACAUUCGACUCAAGUAAAGCUUUAUAGUGUCUGAUCUAUGUGCAUUGUGCCUUACACAAGUUUCAACUUGAUACGUGGUCAUGACUAGGUUUUUAGAUGAAUUUAUUUUUAUUCGAAUUCAUUAGCAUUGAUGACCAGACUUGUAUGAUUAGAUAUUUAGAUGUCCUUCGCUCUUGUUUGGAAAUAAUUUGUGCGAAGAAUAAUUGUCGUAUGUCCCGAUGGAUUUUAGUUAGCAACACUAUACAUGUUUUGUGUACGAACUUUGUGGGAUUAUAUUUGAGAUGAUUUGCUCAUAAGAAUGGAGCUAUCAACUGAAUGUUGGGUGCUUCUUCUAUGUUGGCAAUGUCCAAUGUUUAAUACACCCUUAAAUCAAUUGUUAC